This is a messenger RNA of Arachis duranensis, 871 nucleotides long. Its product is annotated as DNA replication complex GINS protein PSF2. Gene Ontology annotation, cellular component: GINS complex; nucleus. The record is from RefSeq and is a predicted model, not a curated record. Bases 311 to 871 code for a protein of 186 amino acids. Lineage: Eukaryota; Viridiplantae; Streptophyta; Magnoliopsida; Fabales; Fabaceae. The transcript has 9 exons. Gene Ontology annotation, biological process: DNA replication; double-strand break repair via break-induced replication.
UCCCCUCAGGCCUCACCUCGUCACUCUCUCCCCUAACCUCGUCUCCCGUCCCUCACUUUUCUCUCUGUCUCGGACUCAUCUCAGACUGAAGCUCGUCGUCACGGUCUCGCACUCUGUCGCGCCUUCCCUGCGCUCGCUUCGUCAGCGGCAGAAGCAGACGGAACCAGCAUCUGGUCCCUCGGGCGGUGGUGGUGGUCGUCUUCUUGUUUCAGCCGUUAGUUCAGUUGGUCAACUUCCUCCACCGUCGGUCCCAGUGUGUGUGCAUCAUAGCUUAGUAUAUCUCAUUGCCUCUAGAGUUCGGAGAGAAGAGAUGGCUGGGCAAUCAGAUCCUGAGCUUUCACUGUUUUCAGCAGAGGAGCUUGAGUUCAUUGCUGAGGAUGAGAUUGUGGACAUUGUGCCCAAUCUCAAGAUGGGUCCUCUUAAUUUCAUCUCUGGAGAUUUUGGCCCGUUCAUCCCACAGAUUGUUGCCCAAGUACCGCUUUGGCUGGCUGUUGCAUUAAAAAAGAGGGGCAAGUGCUCCAUUUGCCCUCCUCAAUGGAUGUCUGUUGAGAAGUUGACUCAAGUUUUGGAAGCCGAGCGAAACUCGCAAGAGAUGUCAGAACAACUGCCAUUUCACUAUGUAGAAAUUUCUAGACUUCUGUUUGACCAUGCAAAUGAUGACAUUUCGGAUGCAUAUAUGGUGAGAUCUCUAAUUGAGGACAUCAGAGAUGUACGAUUUCAUAAGGUUGAAACUGACCUGGAGGCAUUCAAUGGUCGCACAAUUGCUGUUAAGAUAAAAAAUUUGUCUGCCAUGGAAGUGAAUAUCGUUAUCUCUGUACUUAGCAAUGUACAUUUUCAUUACAUCAUAAGUCCUAGGCAACUGCGAAGAUAA